CCCAAAUAUUCUAACUCAAUUGGAUCAAAUAAUGGGGAGAAAAAUAAUGCUCCUCUCGUAGGAGGAAGGCCCUUUAUUUCGCACCCAGAAGGCCUAAAAAUCCAGUGAAUUCUUCAUGCCCUUGCAAUUCUUACAAACAUGGCAAGCACCGCCGUCGACUGCCGGAGACCCGCUCCGUUCGUCCAGAAUCCACGACCGCGGUAGUCAAGGUAUCAUGUUAACCUUAUGGUCUUAGCUGUUGUGGACUAAAAGAAAACUCAAGUGUUUUUGCUGUCCGUUAAGUGCUAUCCUACACCAUGAAAUAAACAUAGUCAUGGACCAUUUGCGGAAGCAGAUAAUUCCAUCUAUCUUCAAAUGUGCUUCUGUAAGCCAUUGUGAUAAUAGCUUUAGAUCAUCAAGAGCCAAGUUUCGUACUAAUGGUUCAAUCCACACCUAUCAGAAGUAUAGGUUUUAUCGCACGAAAAGGAAAUCUCGGGAAAUAUGGGAGAAAAUAUUCCUAUUUCCCGAGACUGUGAAGAGAGAAGCCCAGUCCUCUCUGUUAGACUACCUGCAUUCCACCAGAGGAUUGCAAUAUCCGGAUGCCCAACACAUAAGUGGAAACUCCCCGCAUUUUCUUAAUAACUUGGUGAAAAUGGUGAAUAAUGAUAGUCGUAGUGCAGGGUCUAUAUCCAGGUAUUUGAGAUACCAUCCCAUUAAUGAGUUUGAGCCCUUCUUUGAGAGUAUGGGGUUGAACCCUUCUGAGUACUCUAUGUUUCUCCCAUCAAAAUUGAUAUUCUUGAGUGAUGAUCAAGUUUUGAUUCACAACUAUCGUGUACUCUGCAGUCGUGGUUUUGCACGGAAUAAGAUUGGAGAAAUUUACAAAGAAGUCCCCAAGAUCUUCAGGUAUUGUCAAGGAGUAUUGGAAUCAAAGCUGAAGGCGUUUGGCAAGGUUGGGUUUGACCAACUCAGUCUAGUUAAGCUAAUUCAUUCAAAUCCACGCCUUUUGGAGGGGAAUGCAGAUAAGGAGUUCUUUAGGUUUUUGGAGAAGUUGAAGUGUUUGGGAAUUGAUCAAGACUGGAUUUUUCCGCAAUUAUUGAAAGAAAACUCUUAUGAGUGGGGAUAUUUAUCUGAAGCCUUGCUCUUGUUCAGGAAGUUGGGUUUCAAUGAGGAGAAACUGGGUAAAGUCAUAAUUAAUAAUCCUGAUAUUUUAUUUGGGGGCUCAGGACGUAAUGUAUUUUCAAUUAUGGGGUUCUUGUGGAAAUUUGGAUGCACUCAGAAUAAUAUAUACUGUAUUUUUUCUCAUUUCCCACCAAUUCAAACUGGAAUGUUUCUUAAGAACUUAAGGAACUGUUACCAGAUUCUUAUUGAUAUUGAAAUGCCUUCACAUCAGAUUGAGAAUGUUUUUAGUUCACACCCUUUGGUUCUGGGUUCAUGUUCUUUAAAGAAAGUAGAUAGCUUGCUCCGUACUUUAAAUACUGGGAAGAAGAGGCUCUGUAAAACGAUCUUAGAGGACCCACAUGUUUUGAAGAAAUGGGUUUUAGGAAAAAGAGUCGAGCCUUUCCCAACAACAGGAGAGAUAAAAAAAUCGAAAGACAUGAAAAUUAAAUUUCUUUUGAGUUUGGGCUUUCUUGAAAACGGAGGUGAAAUGGAAGUUCUUAAAUCUCUUCGAGGCAAAGGAUUGGAGCUUCAAGAGAGGUUUGACUGUUUGGUCAAUGCCGGUUUGGAUCCAAAGGAUGUGUCCACAAUGAUCAAAGGUUAUCCCAAUAUUCUAAACCAAACGAAAGAGGUGAUUGAAGAAAAGAUUGAUUUUCUUGUGAACAUCUUGGGAUAUCCGCUAUGUAGUUUAGUUUCGUUUCCAUCAUACAUUGCAUUCAACACUCAGAGAACCAAACUCAGGGUGUUUAUGUAUAAUUGGCUGAAAGAUCAAGGGAGAGUAGAUCCAAACUUGGCCUUGAAAACUAUUGUUGCUUCUUCUGAGAAAUCAUUUGUGAGUAGGUAUGUAAAUCAACAUCCUGGAGGACAUGACGUUUGGGAAGAUUUAAAGAAAGGUAUUCAACUGCAGUAAUUUUGAGAAUCAUACAUUGCAUUCAACACUCAGAGAACCAAACUCAGGGUGUUUAUGUAUAAUUGGCUGAAAGAUCAAGGGAGAGUAGAUCCAAACUUGGCCUUGAAAACUAUUGUUUCUUCUUCUGAGAAAUCAUUUGUGAGUAGGUAUGUAAAUCAACAUCCUGGAGGACAUGACGUUUGGGAAGAUUUGAAGAAAGGUAUUCAACUGCAGUAAUUUUGAGAAUCAUUUGAACUUUGAAGAGACGUGAGAUGCACCGUUUACAGGGAAAGUCUGAUUUGCUGAAAUAUGAGGGUUUCAAUUCCAUAUUUCUCACACCUUGAAUCACGCAGUUGACAGAAUCCCAGUCUGACAAGCCUAGAUGGAGAUGCUGCGACAAUUUGAUCAGUACAGCAUGUAAACAUUUGCUUUAGAUGAAGCCAGCAAGAACAACAAGAAGGGCGACAACCAUGUGUGUAAAGAUGGCUGUACUACUGGAGAUAGAGUUUGAUGGUGAUAGGCUUAUUUAUAUAGCACAUAGAGGGUUUCCUCAGUGGAAGGUUGUGUUGUGGUUCGUUACACGCAUUUAAUUUUGGUCAGCACUGCUCCUUUGUGUUCGGAAUACAUUAUUCAACUGUGAUUUAUGUACCAAUAUUGGUCAAAACCAUACAUAGUCAAAACCCUUAUGGCCUUGUCAUAAAAAGUCAACCAUAUAAUAUAAGUAGUCUGAGUUUGUAUAUUUAUACUAUCUAUUUGGUAUAGUCGAUUGGAAUAACUUAACAACAUGUUGGAGUGGAU
This is a messenger RNA of Cuscuta epithymum, 2821 nucleotides long. Lineage: Eukaryota; Viridiplantae; Streptophyta; Magnoliopsida; Solanales; Convolvulaceae. The record is from the annotation of a GenBank genome assembly.